Arctia plantaginis is the source of this 300-nucleotide messenger RNA. Lineage: Eukaryota; Metazoa; Arthropoda; Insecta; Lepidoptera; Erebidae. The record is from the annotation of a GenBank genome assembly.
AUGUUACCACUUACGGCGGAGUUAGUGGCGGUUGAAGGAAAAGAGAUUGAAACCCACUAUGUGCUAGCUAGAGAAAGAAUCCGUCGCUGGAACUCGACGUCCAAGUGCUAUCUUCUCGUUGAAAACUUGCCCACACCACUACAGGCUGGUGGUAUAGCCAGUGCGAGCGUGUGGUCGUCCUGCGGUUGUCGGCAGCGCUUGCUGGCGGCAGUGACGAGUGGCGGUCGCGCCGUACACUGGGCCGCUGUACCAGCACCGCCUUCAAAUAACUCCGAUCUGUGCCGGUUUAAUUACACGUAA